UAUUUGUUUUUCCUUCACUUGUCACCUUUGAUUAACUCUUCCCAAACGGUAGUGCGAUUAUGAUAGAUAUAGGCUUAAAAUACGCGAUGAUUUAAAUCUAAAAAUAAAAUAAAAUGCCUACAAUAUUAUUCAAAAGGGAGUGAAAUAAACAUAGGAUCAAUUCGUGAAUAUUACAUAAUCUUGGGGAAUUCCAGUAGGAUGGGAAGCAGUAAGUCUAAGGAGACUCCAACGACUGGUCAGAGAGGCAACAUUGAUUUCUCGCAAUUUAAGGCAAGAGUCGAUCGUAUAAAAGUUACUGGACUUAGUAGAACUCAUGAUGACUAUAUACAGCGCGCUGUUCGGGGUUUGUUUAAUGCAACAAACUUUCAAGAUGUUAUCAUUGAAACAACAAACGCUAAGGAUAAUCUGAUGCAGUUAGGCAUUUUCAAGAAUAUGAAGAUUAAUAUCGAUAUUAGUAAAGGAACUGGAGCUACAAGCAAUGGAUACGAAAUUACGUUUCAAGGCGAUGAACUCUCCCGGUUAACUGGGAGUAUUGGAACGGAACUUGGUCAGAACGAUGGAGCUGCAACAGCUGAAUUAACUUCACCAAAUAUGUUUGGCCGAGGUGAACGGUUGAGUUUGAAUUAUAGCUACAGCUACGUAAAAAACAGUGUUCUAAACCUUCGACUAACAAAACCGUACUUUCACACUGUAGUUGGCGGAUACAGCCCAGAAACAUCAAUUUCGAUUUUCAAGCACUCAUCUCCUACUCCUUGGUCUAAGUUCCGCACUGAUGAAACAGGUGUAAUGUUAGACUUUUCUUUUGCGUUGCCUUUCGGAUUGAGCAACAGCUUACAAUAUGAAAUUGGAAUGAAGGAAAUAUUCGUCAUGGAUAAACUAACCCCGUUUUUCGUGCGAGAACAUUGUGGGCCUAGAUUAUCAUCUAUUUUUCGGUACAUAGGUAUAUACGAAGGGCGUGAUAGUAAUGUGUUUCCAACAAAUGGUGUGUUUAUCAAGACGACCAAUGAACUGAUGGGCAGCACACUCACCCAGUUUGGUAUAAUGAAGAGCGAUGUGCAUUGCGAGCUAAAUGUACCUCUUUUUGCUGGAAUUUCUUUACAAAUGUGUGGACGAGUGGGAGCUCUCGUGAAUGAUAAGCGAAAAGAACCGAUAUCAAUCAAUCAGUUAUUCUUCCCAGGUGGGCCUCAAUCACUGCGAGGGUUUGAAAUAGCCGGUGCUUGUCCUUAUCGGGAAGGAGUUGCAAUUGGUUGUCAGACAUACUGGGCAUCAGGAAUUCAUCUAUGGAGUCCACUUCCUUUCAGUAGUUAUUUUGGUGGCUUCGGAAACCUUUUUAGAACGCAUUUAUUUUAUAAUUUUGGAACAUGUAACACAUUCACUACAGAUAAGCUGCGAAGUACAGCUGGAGCUGGACUAGCAGUGAGAAUAGGUCAAAGAGCCCGGAUUGAAUUCAAUUACUGUCAACCCCUUUCUUUCGAACCAGGUGAUCGUUAUAAACAAGGUUUUCAGUUCGGCAUAGGCUACGAAUUCAUUUAGGAAAUUUUGGUGUUCUAAACCAAGUAUACAUAGUAAUUGUUUUACACACAAGAAGCAGCGCUUUCCGAAUAGAUGACCUUUUUUAUCAAGAAAAAAAAUCGUGCUCACAUACAAAUAUUUUAAUGUUUAUCUUCAUUGGCCUCAAAUUCUUCAGAAAAAGCUAAUCUUACAUUAUGGGCCGUUUUCUACUUAAAUGUUUCAUUUCCUUCAGUUUUCAUUUUUGUUUGUUUAAGUUUAGGCCAGUAGAUACAAACACUAUUAAAAUAUUUGGAAGAGUCGUACUUGUUACCACACCCAGUACCGCAGUUUUUUGUAACAUCUUAGAUCGAUGAGAAAUAUACUGCCGCUAGCUUGUUA
This is a messenger RNA of Malaya genurostris, 1890 nucleotides long. RefSeq names its product SAM50-like protein CG7639. Gene Ontology annotation, cellular component: SAM complex; outer membrane. The coding region runs from base 199 to 1533 and encodes 444 amino acids. The record is from RefSeq and is a predicted model, not a curated record. Gene Ontology annotation, biological process: protein insertion into mitochondrial outer membrane; mitochondrial respiratory chain complex assembly. Lineage: Eukaryota; Metazoa; Arthropoda; Insecta; Diptera; Culicidae. The transcript has 7 exons.